Messenger RNA from Perca fluviatilis (European perch), 2415 nucleotides. Its product is annotated as tripartite motif-containing protein 16-like. Gene Ontology annotation, molecular function: protein binding; zinc ion binding. The record is from RefSeq and is a predicted model, not a curated record. The transcript has a single exon. NCBI's taxonomy places the organism in Eukaryota, Metazoa, Chordata, Actinopteri, Perciformes, Percidae. The coding region runs from base 53 to 1720 and encodes 555 amino acids.
UCACUUCUCAGGAAGUGAGACAGACAGUCGUUGUCACUGAGCGAGAGGUGAAAUGGCGCAGAAAAGAAUUAAGCUGGACCGGGAAACCUUCUCUUGUCCCAUCUGUCUGGAUCUACUGAAGGAUCCGGUGACUACUCCCUGUGGACACAACUGCUGCAUGAACUGUAUUAAAAGCCACUGGGAUGUUGAGGAUCAUAAGGACAGCUACAGCUGCCCUGAGUGCAGGAAGACGUUCACACCGAGGCCUAUCCUGCUGAAAAACACCAUGUUAGCAGAUUUAGUGGGGGAGCUGAAGAAGACUGGACUCCAAGCUGCUCCUGCUGAUCACUGCUAUGCUGGAGCUGAAGAUGUGGCCUGUGAUGUCUGCACCGGGAGAAAACUGAAAGCACACAAGUUCUGUCAUCAAUGUCUGGCUUCUUACUGUGAGCAACACCUUCAGCCUCAUUAUGAAUCAGAGACAUUCAAGAAACACAAGAUGGUGGAGCCGUCCAAGAAGCUCCAGGAGAACGUCUGCUCUCAUCAUGAUGAGGUGAUGAAGAUGUUCUGCCGUACUCAUCAGCAGCUUAUCUGUUAUCUCUGCUCUGUGGAUGAACAUAAAGGCCACGACAUAGUCUCAGUUGCAGCAGAAAAGACUGAGAGGCAGAAAAAGCUCAAGGGGAGUCGAUUAAACAUCCAGCAGAGAAUCCAGGACAGAGAGAAAGAUGUGAAGCUGCUUCAACAGCAGGCGGAGGCCAUCCAUCGCGCUGCUUAUAAAGCAGUGAAGGACAGCGAGAAGAUCUUCACUGAGCUGAUCCGUCUCCUGGAGAAAAGAAGCUCUGAUGUGAAGCAGCAGGUCAGAUCCCAGCAGAAAAGUGAAGUGAGUCGAGUCAAAGAGCUUCAGGAGAAGCUGGAGCAGGAGAUCACUGAGCUGAAGAGGAAAGAUUCUGAGCUGAAGAAGCUCUCACACAUAGAGGAUCACAACCAGUUUCUACACAACUACCCCUCACUGUUACCACUCAGCCAAUCAACAUCCAGCAUCCAUAUCCGUCCUCUGAGCUGCUUUGAGGACUUGACAGCGGCCGUGUCAGAAGUCCGAGAUAAACUACAGGACGUUCUGAGAGAGAAGUGGACAAACGUCUCACUGACAGGGACUGAAGUGGACGUUUUACUGCCACAACCAGAGCCCAAGACCAGAGCUGGAUUCUUAAAAUAUUCACGUGAAAUCACACUGGAUCCAAACACAGUAUACACACAUCUGGUAUUAUCUAAGGGGAACAGGAAAGCAACAUUAAUGAGACAACAACAGUCUUAUUCUAGUCACCCAGACAGAUUCACUAACAAGUCUCAGGUCCUGAGUAGAGAGAGUCUGACUGGACGUUGGUACUGGGAGGUGAAGAGGAGAGGAGAAGUUUCUGUAGCAGUCGCAUACAAGAAUAUCAGCAGAGCAGGUGGGAAGGAUGAAUGUGGAUUUGGACGAAAUGACAAAUCUUGGGCGUUAGAUUGUAUUGAUAACAAAUAUACAUUUUCUUACAACAAUGUCGAAACUCAAGUCUCAGGUCCUCUGUCCUCCAGAGUAGGAGUGUACCUGGAUCUCAGUGCAGGUAUUCUGUCCUUCUACAGCAUCUCUGAAACCAUGACUCUCCUCCACAGAGUCCAGACCACAUUCACUCAGUCGCUCCAUGCUGGACUAAGGGUUGGUUGGUCUUCUGGAGAGUCUGCUGAGUUGUGUAAAGUGAAAUAGUCAGAAGUAAUUUAAGGGUUAAAUUUUAACUUUUAAAUUCUAAGUUUUAACUCUUUGACUUAUUUAGUUUCCAUGUUUGUUGCUGAGAGCUGAUUGGUGUGACAUUCUAUUUUGUCGACGUUUUUUUGUCAGUGUUUUUGACGUUUGUUUGCUUUUAUCAGCGUUUUUGUAAAUUUGUUUGACUUUAUUUUGCUUGUAUUGACGUUUUAUAAGUGAUUAGAUGUUUUUGGUUUGUUGACAAAACAUUCGGGGAGCCCUAGAAUCUCUCAAUGUGCUCAGUUGAGAUCUGUUAUUUUACCUUUGAUUGUUGAAACACGAAAAUAUGUUACAAAAGAUCUAUACCGAGAUGAUCUGUAGAUAUUAGCUGUUGUUUGUUAAUCAUGUAUUUCUCCACGUUCUGUAUCUGCGGGACAGGAAGAUGUCUGUUAAAUAGCGGUGUCUUGUAAUCCCAUGUGGGAUGGGCCAAAUGUUUGGCGUGACACAGAAAUCAAAUCAAACUGAAAGUGUAUUUAGUUUCUCUUCCACUGCAUGGCUCUGAAGAGAGAAAGCACCAGACCUCCUUUAUCCUACACACUUUGUGAACUGAUAUGAGAGUAUAACUGAGGCGUCUCUGUCCUUUCACCUUUCCUCACUAAAACUGCUCCGUCACAGAGAAAUUCAAUUCAAUUUCAAUUCAGUUUUAUUUAUAGUAUCAA